Olea europaea var. sylvestris is the source of this 1577-nucleotide messenger RNA. Its product is annotated as transcription factor Pur-alpha 1. The transcript has 5 exons. Bases 318 to 1178 code for a protein of 286 amino acids. Gene Ontology annotation, cellular component: nucleus. The record is from RefSeq and is a predicted model, not a curated record. Gene Ontology annotation, molecular function: RNA polymerase II transcription regulatory region sequence-specific DNA binding; DNA-binding transcription factor activity, RNA polymerase II-specific; purine-rich negative regulatory element binding. NCBI's taxonomy places the organism in Eukaryota, Viridiplantae, Streptophyta, Magnoliopsida, Lamiales, Oleaceae. Gene Ontology annotation, biological process: regulation of transcription by RNA polymerase II.
GGCCGUUGAUGGAUUUAACCAAUGAUGAAAUUCUAACAGAAUGUUCGCUCUCUCGCGCUAGUGCUCGUUCGCUCUCCUCUCUCAAGCCCUAAUUAGUAGCUUUUGCCACUAUCCUUGCAUCCAAUUCUUCCCGAUCCGCUUCUUCUUGUAUCAAUUAGGGAUUUAAUUACCAAUUUCUCUCAUAAGUCGCAACAGGAGAUUAAUAUUUUGACACUCCACUCAAAAUCGGUUUGUUCGUUGAAGUCGGGAAUUGGUGGAGUACCGAAAAGAAAACGGAAAGAGAAGGGAGAGCUCUUUCAUUGACUGAUUGUUGAUUGAUGGAGGGGAAUUCUGGCGGUGGCGGUGGCGGUGGCGGAGGGAAUGACGUGGAGUUGCUGUGCAAAACUUUGCAGGUGGAACACAAGCUAUUCUACUUCGACCUGAAGGAGAAUCCCCGUGGACGAUACCUUAAGAUCUCCGAGAAGACUUCAGCCACCAGGUCCACCAUCAUAGUCCCCUCCAACGGCAUCUCCUGGUUCCUUGAUCUCUUCAAUUACUAUGCCAAUUCCGAUGACCCAGAAGUUUUUAGCAAAGAACUUCAGCUCGACACUAAGGUUUUUUAUUUUGACGUUGGAGAGAAUAGAAGGGGACGCUUUCUCAAGGUAUCUGAAGCAUCUGUUAGCAGAAACCGCAGUACAAUCAUUAUCCCUGCAGGAAGUGCCCGAGAUGAAGGAUGGGCUGCAUUUAGGAAUAUUUUGGCAGAAAUAAAUGAAGCAUCAAGGCUUUUCGUUCUGCCUAAUCAGCAAAACUCGGAACCAUCAGAACACCUUGUUGGACUUUCAGAUGAUGUUGGGGUGGGCUUUAUAUCCAGUCACAGUUCUCAACCUAUUCCAGCAACUGACUUGAAUGUGGAUCGGUCUGCCGAUUUACCACCACCAGAAGAAAUCAAUAACAUGGGAGUCUCCAAAGUGAUACGGGCUGAUCAAAAGAGAUUUUUCUUCGACCUUGGGAGCAACAACAGAGGCCAUUUCUUGAGAAUAUCAGAGGUCGCAGGUUCAGAUCGCUCCUCCAUCAUUCUCCCAAUGUCAGGAUUGAAGCAGUUUUAUGAAAUGGUGGGUCAUUUUGUGGAGAUCACAAAAGAUCGAAUUGAAGGGAUGACUGGUGCAAACGUUCGGACUGUGGAACCCCCUCAGAGAUGAAUCUGGAUGACACAUUUGUUGGGUAAUAAACACAGCCGUUGGGUCCGAAAUAUAUAAUGCGAUGUGUUGCAGUUGAUUGGGAUGGAGUUGCAAGCUUGAUGUGUCAGUGUUUCGCCUUAUUUGUGUUUCGAUUGACUCUUAAUAAGUUUGAUUUCUCUUUCAAAUUCAAGUAAUCGUGUACUGUUAGCACGCUCGAUUUUUAUAUACGAAUAACUCAUAAAUAAACCAAUACGCAAUGUUUAAGCGAACGUUUGAUUUCCUCUUCUGAAAUUCCAGGUGUGUGCUCUGCUGCUAUAUAUACUGCCGGAAAAUUGUCCAACUGUAUUUUUGGGCUGUCUGUUCUAUUGAGUGGAUGCUGAACUUCGAUUAAUGAAUGAGAUUUGCAGGCUUUGAUGAAUA